AUGCUGAUAUUCACUUAUUUUACUGAAGUUAACAAAGCAUUCCAAUUCACGUCGAUCACAAGUGUGGUGAUCCUCGAUUGUUGGACGAUAGCCUGGGCAAUUAUUCUCACGUGGAUUUUCUUGGGCACGAAAUAUUCUGCUUGGCAAUUUUUUGGUGCAGCAGUUUGCGUGACGGGCCUUUGCCUCGUUCUUCUUUCUUAUGCUCGUUCGGGUGGUGGUGGUGGUGGAGUUAGCUCACAUUUCAGGUGGUUCGGUUCGAAUCCUCUGUUGGGCGAUUUUCUCGUCAUAACAGGCAUGAUAUUGUUUGCAAUGAGCAAUGUUGGUGAG
Molecule: messenger RNA, 327 nt
Organism: Striga hermonthica
Lineage: Eukaryota; Viridiplantae; Streptophyta; Magnoliopsida; Lamiales; Orobanchaceae
Source: the annotation of a GenBank genome assembly